AUGGUUGAGGUGCCCUCGGAAGUGCGCUGGGAUCUUUGGCCAGCACUACCCAUCGCGCCUUACGAGCGUCGGCGCACUAUUUUGGUCGAGUACAUCCCAGGAGAGCUUUGGGGAUUGGAGCAGAAGAUAGGCCUGCUCUACGUACAUGUACCGAUUCGUAUGACAGUCCUUCGCUUAGAGUCGGGGGGGCUCCUGGUAUACGGGGCUGUGGCGCCCACGGACGAGUGCAUGUCCCUGCUCCGUGAGCUGGAGUCCAAGUACGGGGCAGUCCGCUACCUGGUGCUAGCAACCGUGGCUGUGGAACACAAAACCUUUGCAGGGCCUUUGGCACAGCGCCUGAAUGACGCAGAAGUGUGGAUUGCUCCUGGCCAGUAUUCGGUUCCCUUUCCAUUGCCCCUGGCUUUCUUGGGCUUCCCUCUCUUCCGGGUGCGCGAACUGCCGCGGGACAGCGAGGGGGCCGAUCUUCCUUGGGGCAAGGAGCUUGAGCACUUGGUGCUGGGCCCAGUUGGGAAAGACCCCUCCACAGGCGCCUUCUGCGAGGCGGCCUUCUACGUUCCCCGUCUGAGGCUGCUCUUGUUGACAGAUUUGUUGAUCUCGAUUCCCAGGGAGGUGCCAGCGGUGCUCCGCGAGGAUCCAAGGCCGCUGCUCUUCCACGCCCGCGACGGCCCCUUGGAGCCCGUGGAAACCGACGAGCGGGCGCUGCAACGAGGCUGGCAGCGCAUCGUGAUCUUCUCCCUCUUUUUCCAGUCCGGUGCCAUCGAUGUCCAGUCAGUGGACCAGGCAUUCAGCGAUGCCAAGAAGUCUCAGGCACCAGAGUUGGGAUGGGCAGGCUUGUUGCCAUGGAAUUACCGGAAUGAUUGGCAAGAAGCAUUUGAAGCUGUGAGCGGCGGGGUGCUUGUCCCUCCCAUUCUACAAGCGCUUGUCCUCAAUAGGGGAGAGCGCGACACCAAGCAGUUGCGGGAAUUCGUAGACCAGGUUGCUUCCCGGUGGCCAUUCGAGAGGAUGCUCUCCUUGCACUUUGAUGGGCUCACAGGGUGCUCUCCUGGAGACUGGACUUCAGCUUUCCGCCGCUUCUUGGAUGAGCCAACGUUGCCUUUUGGCACUCUGGGCCCUCGGCCGCGGGAUAAGGACCUCGAAUUUCUCCGCGGGUUUGGCGAGCAGCUCCAAUCCAGCGGAAUCAUCGAGCCCUUGUCAAAGAAACGCCAGACCUUUGUCUAG
Messenger RNA from Symbiodinium pilosum, 1218 nucleotides. The record is from the annotation of a GenBank genome assembly. Lineage: Eukaryota; Dinophyceae; Suessiales; Symbiodiniaceae.